UUUGUCUGUCAGUUGGUCUGCCCGUCUGUCGGUCUGACGCUCGCGUGACCGGCAAGUUUUACACACUUGGCACACGUAAUUGCUUAUAAAACGACGCCGUGCCGCCAAAGAGUGCCGAUAACAAACCCAAACCGUUUAUAACAAUUAUACGAGCCAAGCAGCCAUUUGGGACCAGACGACAGGGAGCUGGGGAUCAAGCCGGGCUGGGUUAACUGCGUGUGUAUUUGCGAGGCACUUGACCAAUUAAGCGACAGGCGUGAGUGUGAAAAAGGCUGUCGAGCUGGUGGGCAGGCGAUUUAGCACCCCAGCGCCCACACCCCAUGGUGGGAGUGAAGCAGACUGGCUAAAUGUAUAAGCCCGAUACACUAACACGGCGCGGCAGUCUGAGAUCCCUGCGCAGCGCACCGCUGCUCAGUACGGUGCUGGAGAGCACGCUCUCGCUGACCCGCAUCCAUCCGAUUGCUUCGCUGGAGCUGCCCGGCCUCGAUUAUGCAGUGCAAUCGCAGUCAGCCAUUGGCGGCUUCCAUCAUCGUGAAUUAGGCACCUCCCUACGCAGCGGCAUCGCAGCGAUCACCGCGGCCAGCGCCAGUGGCAUCUCUCAAUCCCAGAGCGCGCUGCUCGGACGUUACGGUCCAAACGCCUCAAUACGCAACAGCGAAAGAAAGAUUGUCCAGCCGAAACGCGUUCUAUCGCGCAAGCUAAAGCCACAUCUGGUCGCCGACACCGUUAAGCAGUAUAUAAGUCGGGCGCAACGACCAACAAAAAAGGGUUCUCAAGAGCAACAAAAUAACAUGGAGUUUUUACGUGGUGUCUAUGCGUUUAUGCAAGUGAGUAGAUCAUCGGUGUCUCAUGUCAAAAUCGAUUCACCUGUUUUUCGCCUGCACACAAACGCAACGGUUAUUUUACUGAUCACAUUCUCGAUUGCUGUGACAACGCGGCAGUACGUAGGAAACCCCAUAGACUGUGUACACACAAGAGACAUUCCCGAAGAUGUUCUCAACACAUAUUGUUGGAUACACUCAACGUAUACAGUUGUGGAUGCGUUCAUGAAAAAGCAAGGUUCCGAGGUGCCUUUUCCUGGAAUUCACAAUUCACAGGGGCGUGGCCCUCUUACAAUAAAGCACACAAAAUAUUAUCAAUGGGUAGCGUUUACACUAUUUUUUCAGGCAAUCUUAUUUUACACACCAAGAUGGCUGUGGAAGUCUUGGGAGGGUGGCAAAAUUCAUGCGCUCAUCAUGGACUUAGAUAUAGGCAUUUGUUCCGAAGCCGAGAAAAAACAAAAAAAGAAAUUACUUUUAGAUUAUUUAUGGGAAAAUUUAAGAUAUCACAAUUGGUGGGCGUACAGAUACUACGUGUGUGAACUGCUCGCCCUAAUAAAUGUGAUAGGUCAAAUGUUUCUUAUGAAUCGAUUUUUCGAUGGCGAAUUUAUGACAUUUGGCUUGGAUGUGAUAGAUUAUAUGGAGACCGAUCAGGAAGAUCGCAUGGAUCCGAUGAUUUACAUAUUUCCCAGAAUGACCAAAUGUACAUUUUUUAAAUAUGGUUCAAGUGGGGAGGUGGAAAAACACGACGCCAUUUGCAUUUUACCAUUAAACGUUGUUAAUGAGAAAAUUUACAUUUUCCUUUGGUUUUGGUUUAUAUUAUUAACGUUACUUACAUUAUUAACGCUAAUAUACAGGGUGGUUAUUAUAUUCUCGCCUCGGAUGAGGGUCUAUUUAUUUCGAAUGCGAUUUAGGUUAGUGCGUCGUGACGCUAUUGAAAUAAUCGUUCGUCGUUCCAAGAUGGGCGAUUGGUUUUUGUUGUAUUUAUUAGGUGAAAAUAUAGAUACAGUUAUAUUUCGUGAUGUUGUACAGGAUUUAGCGAAUCGUUUAGGACAUAACCAACACCACAGGGUGCCUGGAUUAAAAGGUGAAAUACAGGAUGCAUGAUAUUGGGAGUAUUAGAAACAAUACAAAAUGCAAUAUGUCGUCUCUAUAUAAAAACAACAACAUCAACAUUCAACUACUUAGUAC
Messenger RNA from Drosophila novamexicana, 2009 nucleotides. RefSeq names its product innexin shaking-B (gene shakB). Gene Ontology annotation, cellular component: plasma membrane; gap junction. NCBI's taxonomy places the organism in Eukaryota, Metazoa, Arthropoda, Insecta, Diptera, Drosophilidae. The transcript has 9 exons. Gene Ontology annotation, molecular function: gap junction channel activity. The record is from RefSeq and is a predicted model, not a curated record. Bases 348 to 1925 code for a protein of 525 amino acids.